Messenger RNA from Ilex paraguariensis (yerba mate), 1370 nucleotides. The record is from the annotation of a GenBank genome assembly. NCBI's taxonomy places the organism in Eukaryota, Viridiplantae, Streptophyta, Magnoliopsida, Aquifoliales, Aquifoliaceae.
AUGCUCAGCAGGCUUGGGAAGAAGGUCCGAGUUAAGUGUGAAGAGGACGACACCAUUGGCGAUCUCAAGAAGCGAGUCGCCGCACAGACCGGCACGCGAUCCGAGAAGAUGAGGAUCCAAAAGUGGUAUACGAUCUACAAGGAUCACAAAACCCUCAAGAACUACGGGAUUCACGACGGCAUGGGCCUCGAACUCUACUACAACUGAUCUUCAUCGCCUGUAAUUCUUAUCACAAAUUUCUCUUUCUUGAAAUAUUUUUAUGAAUAGAUACAUAUUUGUAGGAUGGGUCAUCGCACUGAAGUUGUGAAUCUUUAUUGUUUAUGUAAUUAUUCUAUUAGUUUGCGUAUUUGAUCGAGUUUAAUUUGAUUUCUAUAAUAUUAAGAUUUCUUUUAAAAUUGUGAAGUAAUUCAAUCUCGCCUGUAAUUCUACUCUCAAAUUUCUCUCUCUUAAAGUAUAUUUCUGCAUAGAUGCAUAUAUGUAGGAUGGUGAAUUGAACUGAUUUUUUGAAACUUUCUUGUCUGUGAUUUUUCUAUGUGAUUUUGUGAAUUUGAUCGGGUUUAAUUUGAAGGCUCUGAUUUUAUGAGAUCUGUCAAAAUUGUGAACUAAUUUAGUCUUCAAUUUCAUUGUUUCAUGAUUGGCGCAUGUCUAGGCAUUCUGGAGGACUAUAGGCUUCAACAUAGUUUUGAAAUUAGCAAUUUUUCCGCACGAGUUUAUCUCUCUUGAAAUAUAUUUAUACCUAUUAUUGUCUGUAUGUUGUGAAGUUGAUCAGGCUUAAUUUGUUGUCUCUAUUUUAUGAUGUUCAUUAUUAUUGUGAACUAAUUUAGUCUGCAGUUUCAUUGUUUCAUGAUUGGUGCAUGUCUGGGCGAUCUGGAUUACUACGGUAUUUGUCGUGUUUUGGACAUAGCUUUUUUAACCUAAUUAUGGGUGUAUAUCACAUGAAUGAGUUAUUUUCCCCUUAAGAUGGGUGAUCUAUUACAUGAUUCGUUGGGCUACAUGGACGCCAAGUCAAUACAUGAUUGAGGCUAGAAUUUUCAAGUAUGGGUGAUAUAUGGCAUUUACACCAGACUAUGGAGUAGGUGUCACUUAGGCCCUGUACGCUUGUUAGAAUUUUAAAAGAUGAAGGCCAUGUUUGGUUUGUGAUCUGGAAACAAUUUUUUGUUCUCAAAAUUUCAAAAACACUCAAUAUCUGUUUGAUUAGCAUUUUUGUUCUCUAAAUUUUGGGAAAAAAAUGAGAUUUGAGUCAAAUAAAUAGAAAAUAAGUGUAUUUUGAUUUCAGAGUUUUCUUUAAAAAUUUUAGAAAUAAGGAGAACAUUAUAUAUAUGGGUAUAUAUAUAUAUAUAUAUAUAUUUUAAAGUUUGGUUUAUUGAUUU